Messenger RNA from Uncinocarpus reesii 1704, 1056 nucleotides. RefSeq lists its product as uncharacterized. Lineage: Eukaryota; Fungi; Ascomycota; Eurotiomycetes; Onygenales; Onygenaceae. The record is from RefSeq and is a predicted model, not a curated record. The transcript has a single exon. The coding region runs from base 1 to 1056 and encodes 351 amino acids.
AUGGGCCUGCCCGUCGGGUAUCGCCCGGAUCCGUUGGAGAAGAGGACGAGGUGUAAGAACAAGGUCCAUAUGCUUCCGCAUCGGAAGAAGUCAUCCCAAGAUCGAUCGGCGUCGCUCGACCUCAAUCUCUCCGCCGUUGAGAACGAAGGGCUGGGCAUAUACACAAACCUGGACCGCGACCAACGAUAUGGCGAUGCGUACGUCACAGCAGCACGCUUAGCGGGGUCAGUCGGCCAUAACCGCUCGAUUAGCGGCAACUCCCAGUACUCUACCACCUUGACAAUGUCAACCGCGAAUAACAAGCCUGGCUCACAAUAUGUUCACCCGAUGCGACAAACCCCGCGCCCGCGCACCCCUAUCAGUCGAUCACAUCAAAAUUCCACCAAUGACAGUGCCUCCGAUACACUGCAAUUCCCAGAUCUCGAUGUCCAAACCACUAUCAAUAGCCGGGAGCCAUUCAACCAAUCUUCCUCUCUAAAUUCCAACAUGGAACCGCGUCGCUCUUUCAACGUCCAGCGAGAAUUGCGCCAGACGUCCUCGCAAACCAAUGUCGGGAGAACUUCUUCGUCUUUCAGUCGCGCACUAGACAACAACAGCGCACAGGAGACCAUUUCGCCUGUCUCCAGAAGCUCGCUUGAAUUUGCAUUCCGUUCCAAGAGCCGCCCCAGCACAACCGACCCCGUGGCGCGCGCAGCAGCUAUUCAGGCCGCCCGGCAGGCUUUUGAAGAUCGAGAAGCCGCCAAAUCGCGCAAGCAUGAGCAACGACACAUGAAAGCGCAGGAUCGAGAAUUACGACGCCUAGAGCAAAAAGAACACCAUCAAAGCUCUGGAAAAGCGCCACGUCUCGCAGACUUCACUUUCCGAAACCAAAAGCUUAACGAAAAAGCCGCGAAUCCGGAUAGCCAGGGCCGAUCUGGACACGGCGCUGGAUAUCGAAACGAAGAGGAAAAAGCCGGAUUCAAGCUUAAAAGCCCGAAGAGUGCGUGGCUGCUUUUCCUAACGUGGCUUCGGACCCGGAUCUUCAAGAUGGGGAAGAAGAUCAAGAAGAUGAGCUAG